AUCCAGUCGAUCCACAGAUUCGACCAGCCUUCGACCAGCCUCAGCAAGUAGGCUGCCGCAAGCGUGAGCCAGCGCGUUUCACGGCUGACCACUGCUUCAGCAGCCGACCUGCUGUGCUUGCCACCUCGUCGAAGGUCUUCGAACGCAAGAAAUGUCUUUUGCCGCGAGCACUGCCGCUCUGUCGACGAAAGCGGUUCCCCGUCAUUCAGCUCUUUGCGGGUUUAACGGUCAUGAGGCUUCGCUGAAGAGCAGGCAACUGCUGGGAACUACAUUUUCCCCUUCCAUCGCACAAGGUCAGUCAGCUCAAGGUAAUGCCAUUCAGGUCCCUUCCUCCGGAAGAACGACGACUCUCAGACGGCAAGGAGCGGCCAGAUGCGGAUAUGCAGUGAAGGAGUCGCGAGGCGGAAUCGCAGGCGAGGGCUUCCGAUUUGGAGUGGUGGUGUCCAAAUUCAAUGAGAUUGUAACGAAGCCUCUACUAUCGGGGGCGAUUGACACGUUCAGGCGGCAUGGUGUGGACAAGGAUCACAUUGAGGUGGCGUGGGUGCCGGGCAGCUUUGAAAUUCCCCUCGUGGCCCAGGAGAUGGCGAAAUCAGGCAACUUUGACGCCGUGCUCUGCAUCGGUGCUGUGGUGCGAGGCUCCACCACACAUUAUGAUGCUGUGGCAAACAAUGCUGCAAGUGGCGUCCUGAGUGCAGGGCUCAACUCAGGCAUUCCUUGUGUCUUUGGAGUUCUCACGUGCGAGACAAUGGAGCAGGCAAUGGACAGGGCGGGAGGCAAGCUUGGCAACAAAGGAGCUGAGGCUGCCAUCACAGCGAUUGAAAUGGCUAGCCUAAUGGCCAUGCUCCGUGCCUCUGGCUCCGCUGCCCUUGAGGCUCCGGAGUGAUCAUUGUUCCCUGCGAGUACAUGCUCUUGUUUGUGGUCCUCCAUAUCAAUUGCGAGUCACCAGAAAUUUUUGUAACUUCUGAGUUUAUAGUGGUUACAUGGUACAUGCUUCAGAUUCUGACCCACGUUCUGUCAGUAUCGUGCUGUCCAUCAUGUUCGUAUGGUAGGGAUCGGAGUCCCCUA
This is a messenger RNA of Closterium sp. NIES-67, 1065 nucleotides long. The record is from the annotation of a GenBank genome assembly. NCBI's taxonomy places the organism in Eukaryota, Viridiplantae, Streptophyta, Zygnematophyceae, Desmidiales, Closteriaceae.